CUGCUAUCAAACAGCUGCUGGCGCGCGAAGUUGUUUGUGUUUUUUGGUCCAGCAGUUAUCAUAUUUUCUAAUUUUCUGGCGUGUGUCGGCCAAAAUAUUCGAGAAAGGCAUAGUGUAUUAAAUUACUAUCAAGUAAAUUGUCGCAUUGAACCAUGAAAUACUCGCCGUCCUACGAGCCAAACUACUUUUCUCUCGAAGACAUCGUAGCCACCAAUGCAACAGUGCCUUGUAAAGUGGAGAUCAAAAUUCCAGGCUUAGGAGAAAUGGACCGAGGGUCUCAGUCAGAGCAUCUCGAACCUGGCCGGAGACUUGAGUUACCGAUUUGGAUGGCGUUCAAUUUAUCAAAACGACACCUUGUCAAACCAGAUUUUGGCAAGGCCUACUCACAAUCGGCUAGGGAAAUUUUAAAAGCGGAGCCAGCCGUGGUCGAUCUUUUGAAACAAGAAGCCUACUUCUACGAAACUGGAAUUCACGUUGCUUCACUGAUAGAAGGAGAGGAAGCUGCAAAUCUAAGAAAAAUUCUGCAAAACACGUUCCAGAUUCGCAGCAAGGAAAUCAUCAGCUUGUCACAGGCGGAAAUUUCAAAAGACGUCAUCAGCAGAGAGCAGUUGCUGAGCAAAGAAGAAAAGGCUGUGAUGCUGGAUGGCAGGGCGAGGUGGCUCGAGGUGGAAAACUGGCUUUCAGGUAAGCUCAGUAGUGCUGAGUUGGCUGCCGUGUCUGUUUCAAAUUAUCUCAAGAGGAAACGGCCGAGGGAAGACUCGGAUUGAAAUUUGCGCUCCUCUUAAAACCUGAUACUCAAGCAACUUCGAUUAAAUUAGCAUUGCUUAAGAUUUUCUUUUAUAAGGUUGAAGUCAAUUUAAUACAUAUUUAAGAUGCCAUUUUUUAAUUAAAAAUUAAAAACACAAAAGUGCUUAUUUUCCUAUUUUGAAGUUGAAAUUGUAAAUUAUAUUAAUCUAAAUAAAGACUUAUUAUCAACACUUAUCAA
Molecule: messenger RNA, 985 nt
Organism: Neocloeon triangulifer
Lineage: Eukaryota; Metazoa; Arthropoda; Insecta; Ephemeroptera; Baetidae
Gene: Psf3
Product: DNA replication complex GINS protein PSF3
Exons: 4
Coding region: 153-767 (204 amino acids)
Biological process (GO): mitotic DNA replication initiation
Cellular component (GO): GINS complex
Source: RefSeq, a predicted model, not a curated record